AAAAAGUGGUUCUUUUCAUACUCUUUUUGUUAGGGUUCAAAGCCUUAUACAAUAAUUAAUAGUAACCCCAUUGCUAAUUAGAAAUAUUGGCAUCCACUGCAAGUUACAAUUGAAAGAACAUUUGCUAAGAUUUGUCUCCAAAACUCCAUACACACUACCAUAGUGGAUAGACAAGAGGAACUUUCCUAUUCCUACUGGUGGUCAAUCCUGUGAACAGGAAAAUGCCUUCAAUUCCAAGUUUUAUUGGCUACAAAAAUUGUUUAUGCAAGUCACUUGGUCAAAUCAUGAUUUGGGAGGUUAAAAAAUUAUGGGCUUAGAUUCUCGCCAGCCAUAGAAAACGAGAGGAGUGUUUUGGACAAGACAUGACUUGGUCAGUUCUGACCAGGGAAGGCUUUGGUGACCUAGACACCUAACCUUGGGCACGGAUUUUCAGUUUUUGGGACUUCCAGAAUUAUUUCAUGAUUGGGCUCUCUGAUUAUUUUUUCCUCUAGGAAUUUUCCCCUUUUCUUCAAAGCUAGGAUUUGAUGCAAUAUUCGGUGGCAGUUGCUUGUGAGACGCAUAUCAUAUAAACUGGAGGCUGCGAGCUCUACUCCUUGAUAUGUUAAAUGCUAAGUAGCAGCAGGAGAAGCUUUUUAAGAUGUGUAUGAAUGGUCUGAACUGCUUUCACAUUGUUUAUUCCAAGAUGGUGGCAGGAGGGAAUUCUUCUUGCAGUUCUGGGAAAGGGAAGAGCCACCUUAGUCCCAAUAAAAUUGUUUAUGGAUUCAGUUUAGUCGAAGGAAAAGCUAGUCAUCCCAUGGAGGAUUAUCAUGUUGCAGAAUUCACUCAAAUCAAUGGCCAUGAAUUGGGUUUAUAUGCCAUCUUUGAUGGUCAUUUGGGUGACAAUGUGCCUUCAUACCUACAGAAGAAUUUAUUUCAAAAUAUUCUUAGUGAGGCAAAUUUCUGGGUUCACCCCAUUAGGGCCAUAAUGAAAGCCUAUGAUAAGACAGAUAAGGCCAUUCUUAGACACACUCCUGACUUUGCUCGAGGAGGUUCAACUGCUGUCACAGUCAUCUUGAUAGAUGGCGUAAAACUUUUGGUUGCAAAUGUCGGUGACUCUAGAGCAGUUGUGUGCCAAAGAGGAAGAGCUAUUCAGCUCUCCACUGAUCAUGAGCCUAGUACUGAACGUGUAAGCAUUGAAGAUAAGGGCGGCUUCGUCUCAAAUUUUCCAGGGGAUGUUCCAAGAGUGAAUGGUCAACUUGCAGUUUCCCGAGCUUUUGGAGAUAGGAGUCUCAAGUCACAUCUACGGUCAGAUCCUGAUGUGAGAGAAUGGGACAUUGAUUCAGACACAGAGUUUCUAAUUCUUGCCAGUGAUGGCUUAUGGAAGGUAAUGGAUAAUGAGGAAGCCACCAAUUUUGUUAGCAAAAUCAAGGAUCCACAAAUGGCAGCAAAGCAAUUAACUUCAGAAGCCUUGAAACGAGAAAGCAAGGAUGAUAUAUCUUGUAUUGUAGUGCAGUUCAGAAACUUAAGAUGAUUGCUUUACAGCUUGCCUAAGGGCACCUGUAGUUGAAUUGGCUUUUUCUGUAUUAUAAUAGCUUCUGCUCAAGACAUCUGUAUAAAAUAUGAAAUAAUUGUAAAAAUAUCCCUACAAAACCCAAUGUUUUCUGCAAUCCAGGUUGAGAGGGGCUCAUAUAUUUUGGCAAAUUUUCAUGAAUGUGGUAUUGCAUAUCUAUGUAACAAGUGGUGAAAUUAUGUUUAAUCAAUGUUUAUUUUCUAAUGGUUUUUUUAA
Messenger RNA from Cryptomeria japonica (Japanese cedar), 1765 nucleotides. RefSeq names its product probable protein phosphatase 2C 9. The coding region runs from base 638 to 1510 and encodes 290 amino acids. Lineage: Eukaryota; Viridiplantae; Streptophyta; Pinopsida; Cupressales; Cupressaceae. The transcript has 5 exons. Gene Ontology annotation, biological process: protein dephosphorylation. Gene Ontology annotation, cellular component: cytosol; nucleus. Gene Ontology annotation, molecular function: protein serine/threonine phosphatase activity. The record is from RefSeq and is a predicted model, not a curated record.